Molecule: messenger RNA, 2675 nt
Organism: Nilaparvata lugens (brown planthopper)
Lineage: Eukaryota; Metazoa; Arthropoda; Insecta; Hemiptera; Delphacidae
Gene: BNIP3
Product: BCL2/adenovirus E1B 19 kDa protein-interacting protein 3
Exons: 6
Coding region: 176-730 (184 amino acids)
Biological process (GO): mitochondrial outer membrane permeabilization; positive regulation of apoptotic process
Cellular component (GO): mitochondrial outer membrane; mitochondrial envelope; nucleus
Source: RefSeq, a predicted model, not a curated record
AUAACAAUGCAAGCUCUGUCUGAAGCGUCAUUUUCAUUGUCAAUGUGUUGAGUUGAGUUUUGUAGUUGACAUCAAUUUGUAAUCAUAUUUCGAAGUUGUAAGUGUUGACAUUCAAACAGUACAUCGCGAGGAGUUUAGAGUGAUUUUGUGGUUUGUAGUUUAUGAUUGUGAUAACAUGACAACUACGCCGAAGUCUCUGAUUGAUGAUUCUCUUGGUGAAUCGUGGGUUGACCUGACGGCUAGCCCAGGGAGAGUGACACCCCUGCCGUUCGCCCCCGCCGAGGAAUACCUGCGACUGCUGAGGGAGGCACAGAGGGAAAGCAGCAAUCAGUCUUCAGCCAGACACUCUCUAGCCUCGUCAAGGAGGGACAGUCCGAAAUCGCCUCCAAAUUCUCCAAACACAGAAUUAGAAGAUGGUCUCAGAGGGGUGUAUAUCAAUUACAACACUAAGGAAGGUGAUUUUUUGAAUGUAGAGAAAAAUACCGACUGGAUUUGGGACUGGAGCAGUCGACCAGAUCAGCUACCACCAAAAGACUGGAAAUUCAAGCAUCCAAAACGGGCCAUCAACUACAGUAUCAGACACGCUAAAGUGGGCAAAAACAGUCUGUUCUCGAAAGAAGUCCUGUAUACGUUGUUUUUGACCAAUGUGAUUUCGCUUAUCUUGGGCACGGGAGUUGGGAUGUGGUUGAGCCGGAAAGGAAUCAUUGUCUCGCACAUCAAACUCGAUUAAGCCGUUGGUUUCCGAUUAAUUGAUUGGUUGCGAUCGCCCGCCCAGAUUACUUCCUAUCAAAGUGACAAAAGGCUACUUCUCCAUCCAAAACUCACCUAUUUUCUCAUCUGUCGGGGAUGAGCAAGUUAGGACCAUGGAGAACUCUGAAGUAGAGCUAGCUCACUUUUGUGCGAAGUUUCAUUAUCAAGUGUGAUUUAUUAUUAUUUUGUAUUCGAUUGACUUUAUUCUAUCAUUUUUGAGUUUACUUUACCACAUGAUUAAUCUUGUCACCACUUUGCUUCAUUCAAAUUUUUUACAUGAAAUAUUAUUCUAAAAAUGAUUAUAAUCACCAACAAUGUUGACUAUUUUCUAUUAUAGAUUUAAAUUUAUUAUCUUGUCUAUUUAAAUAAUGUUAGUAAUUCAAUUGAUGAAUGUUUGAACUAAUCUUUGUAUAGUUAUUCAGAUUCAUAAUUAUUAUUAGACAAAAGAAUAGUACCUAAUCUAAGAUUAAUUUAUAAUAUUUAAUUAUUUCUGUCAACUAUUAUUAAUAGCUCUGUGAUUUUUAAGGCUUUCAAAUCUUGAACUUGUAAUUUGGUAAUACUGUAACAUUAUCCUCUUAAAUCAUCAGAUCAAGUGAAAGAAAAUGGCGGAAUUGAAUGACCAAACCUUUUUGUAUUUUUACUGUGUAUGUAGGAAGAUGGUAUUACCUGCUACCGUAUUGAAUGAGAUCGCUCUUUUUGGAAGACUGACGUAUUGUUAACUGGACGUAUUGAGAUAAAUCUUCAUUUUCGUUACUUGAUAACUCCCAUUGAAUAUUACUUUUUCAAAAAUAUUUUUCUGUAGCCUACUCUUUAAAGUUUUUCCAAAAUUCACAGCACAGGUUUAUCGGAUUCACAUUAUUUUUCAAAAAGUUAUUUUUAUUUUUUACAUUCAGAUUGGAGAAUCAAUUUAUUUAUUCAUCCUAUAAGAAAGAAUAAAUUUCUUUUUUUUUAUUGAUAACUUGUGCUGGUGAAUUUUAUCCUACUCUUCAAAUUGCAAUUAUUGUGAUCUACUAAAUUCAAUAUACUGUGGUAGAUUGAUAAUAUACAUUUCUAGAACUUAUACUAUUUCUAUUUUGAUAAAUACCUUCAAUCUAUAUCCUAUACACUUUAAACUUUUUAUAACUUCGAAACCUAAACAUUUUGUAUUUCCUAUUGCUUGGAUACCUAAAUUGCCAAACGCAGUAAUAAUAGUAAGGAUUGAAUCUUCCAUUCAUUGAUAAAUAAUUAUAUGUAUGUAAAAUAAAAUCUCUUACUAAUGAAUAGUAUCAAAUUUUAAUGUAUUCAAAUUUUUGUAAUAUUCUUAUAUUUCAUGAUAAUAUAAUUAUUAUGCGAGUAUGCCAUAUGGGGCUAGCAUAGGACAUUUAACUUUGAUGUUGUGCUAAACGUUUAUAAUAUCUCCCAAUACAAUAAAUAGCAGUAUUUGUAAGAAACUUUAACUCAAACAUAGAACUCAUCAGAUAAGAGAUGGAUAUGAUAGUAUAUGUCUUGAUUGUCGUGUUGUACUUAACGGACUCUGGUAAAUUUAUAUUAUGGUCUCUCUGAACUCGUUUGGUGUGUAAACUAAAUUCUAUUGAAUUAAUUUACUGAACAUUUCAAUUAAUGAUCUCAAUAUUUGAAUAAAUCCAAAAUUAGCUUCUCGAAUUUGUUUUAAUUUUCAAUAAAUAAAGAUGAAUACAAUACUAUGCACAGAUCAUCCGGUUUGUGUUUGAAGUUUAAAGCUAUUUAUCCACAUUAUAACAGCAGGAAAGUCCAUAGAAAAAUGUAUUCUUUAAUUCGCCAAUAAUAGAAUAUUCGAGAGUGGUUCUUAAAUAUAUUUCAUUCCCAUAGAAAUAGAUUCACUUUCUAAAAGUCCUAGCUUGCACCUACAAAUUUUCACUCUAUCAAUAUUGGUGUCAGUAAUUUGUAUGAACUCUAUGAUGUUUGUA